AUGGUUGUCAAGACCAAAUUCCAUCUAGAAGCGACAAAGAUAAUUAUCAAGCAGCGAAAAAAGCACUUCAGGUGUCCAGACUGGUCAACAGACGACACCAGGAUGGUUAAGGAAUCCGCAGGGGUGAGGUACUGGAAAUUGAGCGGUGAAAGGUUGAGCGAGAAAAAGCACAACAACGCAGUGCCCAAAACGCGAAAUGAAGAGUUAAGCGUCCAUUAUCGGAGGAAUACGCGAAUAGAGAGAAAGCGAAUAGAUGCACGAACAUUUGGUAUGCCAAACGUCUUGAGAUUGAUGGAGAGUGCGCGGGUUGUGAGUAAUGAUGCAGAGAUAAUAGAAGAACAAGGGAAUGAAAUCAGCGGAGGUGAGACAGUGACGGGACAGGGUGGAAGUCAGAGGCGAGGACCUGAGCGGUAUGCAGAUGACGAGGACUAUUGCGAAGAUAGCUAG
Cantharellus anzutake is the source of this 447-nucleotide messenger RNA. RefSeq lists its product as uncharacterized. The transcript is spliced from 5 exons. Bases 1 to 447 code for a protein of 148 amino acids. NCBI's taxonomy places the organism in Eukaryota, Fungi, Basidiomycota, Agaricomycetes, Cantharellales, Hydnaceae. The record is from RefSeq and is a predicted model, not a curated record.